Molecule: messenger RNA, 3186 nt
Organism: Hydractinia symbiolongicarpus
Lineage: Eukaryota; Metazoa; Cnidaria; Hydrozoa; Anthoathecata; Hydractiniidae
Product: chloride channel protein 2-like
Exons: 21
Coding region: 206-2863 (885 amino acids)
Biological process (GO): transmembrane transport; chloride transport
Cellular component (GO): membrane
Molecular function (GO): voltage-gated chloride channel activity
Source: RefSeq, a predicted model, not a curated record
UACGCUAUAAUAUUUUAGAAAAAGAAAAAAUUCACGAGUGCAGUAAAAAGCACUCACAAAUUUUUUUACGAGUGUGCAACUGCACAUGCGAUCGCACUCGUCUGAAGGAAUGGCCUGCAGCAGCCAAGAAUCUUUAAGCUAAUCUUAUACUAAAUCUCCCAGGUAAUUCCCAUAUUUCACCGCACAUUUCAACCUGGAUUAUAUAAUGUACUUUGUUAUGUAUAUUCUGGAAAAACGUAUAAAUGAUGAUAAUGAACAGAGGUUAAUUUUUUUCGAUUAUAUUGUAGAUUAUAUAUACAAAAUUAACAAAAUGACGGAGGAUACACCACAAAAGUUCUAUGGGUAUGAAGAAAAUUUGAUGCAUGGUCAGUACAUGUCAAGUUUGGCUGACUAUACUAAAGACUAUGCCAAGAAGCUUAAGUACCGUACUGAGGAUGAUGAUUUGAUGAGUGAAAUUGAUCAUGAACACAGUUUGAAGUCAUACAGUCAUACUCACACUGGGAAAAAAUGCUGGAGACUUUCAUAUCAUUGGAAAAAGAUUCGACCUUUGCUAGCCAAUGACUAUAGUUUCCUUUUAAUUCUUGGUGUUAUGAUGGCUGUUAUUAGUUUUGGGUUGGAUUAUGUCAUUGAAAAAUUUCAAAUGGCACAAAUUCUGCUGUACAACACGGUACACUUUAGUGUUGUUUUGCAAUACCUACUAUGGGUUGGUUUCCCAUUGCUACUUAUCACAUUCAGUGUUGGAUUUGUGCACUUAGUUUCUCCACAUGCUAUAGGCUCGGGUAUACCUGAGAUGAAGGUUAUUUUGAGAGGAACAGUUCUUAAGAGGUAUCUGUCCUUCCAGACAUUUAUCGCAAAAACGAUUGGUUUAAUCACAGCUUUAGGAAGUGGAAUACCCAUUGGUAAAGAGGGUCCAUUUGUACAUAUCUCUAGCAUGUGUGCCCGGAUGCUAAGUAAAUUUAUCAAAGGUUUUCAGGGAAUUUAUGUAAAUGAAGCAAGAAAUGUUGAUAUGCUCGCCUGUGCUUGUGCUCUUGGUGUAUCUAGUAGCUUUGCUGCUCCUAUUGGAGGUGUUCUCUUCGCAAUUGAAGUAACAUCAACAUAUUUUGCUGUUCGUAACUACUGGCGAGGAUUCUUUACUGCAGUUUGUGGUGCUUUCAUGUUUAGGCUGCUGGCAGUUUUAGAUUCAUCUGAAGAAACUAUUACUGCAUUAUUUAAAACAAACUUCAACAUUGACUUUCCUUUCGAUGUUCAAGAAUUUGUAGCUUUUGGGUUUAUUGGCCUCACCUGUGGUCUGGCUGGUGCUUUAUUUGUGUAUACUCAUCGGAAGAUAGUUGACUUCAGUCAAAGGCAUGCAGAAUCAAAAUUGAAUAGAUUCCUUGCAAAAAGUCGAUUUAUUUAUCCUGCUAUAAUUGUCAUAUUUGUUUCAACGUUAUCGUUUCCAAAAGGUUUUGGCAUGUUUAUGGCUGGCCAGUUGACACAAAAAGAAGCGGUCGUUGAACUUUUCUCCAACAUAACCUGGUCAAGUGGUAUUGAAACACCAGAAACGCAAGAAAUCCUGUCUCAUUGGAAAACUGAAUACAGCAGCAAUGUUUAUGUUACUCUUGUUAUUUUUAUUAUUGUAAAGUUUCUUCUGACAGCUGUUUGCAUUGCUCUACCAAUUCCUGCUGGUGCUUUUUUCCCCGUGUUCGUUAUAGGAGCUGGCUAUGGCCGCUUAGUUGGUGAAUGUAUGGCUACAUGGUUUCCAGUUGGUUUUCGAACUGGUGCAGUGCUAUCGCCUGUGUUACCAGGUGGUUACGCAGUUGUAGGUGCAGCAGCUAUGGCAGGAGCAGUAACGCACACAAUAUCAACUUCAGUCAUUGUUUUUGAACUCACUGGACAGAUUACUCAUAUCUUACCUGUAAUGGUUGCUGUGCUAAUUGCAAACGCUGUUGUGCAGCCUCUUCAACCAUCCAUCUACGAUAGUAUCAUUGAAAUCAAAAAAUUACCUAAUCUACCGGACAUUAAACGUACAAGGCAUUACAAUGUAAACGCUGGCGAUAUAAUGGUGACCAAAGUAUUGUUUAUUUCCACGAAAAGUACAUACCUUCAUGUGAGAGAUUUACUGCGCAAAUCAUUUCACAGUUCUUUUGCACUGGUUGAUAACCCAGAGUCGAUGAUACUACUUGGUAGCAUCCGAAGACCUCAACUAGAGUGGUUACUGCAGAGACAGCUAUUAAGUGGUCAGACGAAAGAUCGUGUUGAGAAUGGCGAUGUUACGUCACCAAGGCAUGCUUCUGUGAAGUUUUCAUCAGGGGAAGUCUCGAUGAACAUGCCUCAUGGGGGAAGUCGACAAUCAAGGAAGAAAUCGUCCAAUAAACCGGCUGAAACGCCUGUGUCACUACAGAAGUUAUUUAAUACAAGUGUGUCAGAGAUGGGAGAGUCUACAGUGGGUGAUAUGAGUCUGGAUACCAAUCAACUGCCUCAGUGGGAAGUUGAACUAUUGGUAGAGCAAAUCGAUUUUACUGACUGUCAAAUAGAUCCAGCUCCUUUCCAAUUGGUUGAAAAAACAUCUCUUUACAAAGUGCACAAGCUUUUUUGUUUACUGAAUUUAAGUCACGCUUAUGUGACCACGAUCGGUCGACUCGUGGGCAUAGUCUCACUUGAUGAGGUUCGUAUGGCUAUUGAUAAUGAGCGCUUGUUUAUUCAACGUCGUUUCACACGUCUACAAAGCGGCGACGCUGAUCACGACGACGCAUUUUAUGACGACGCCCAAUCUCAGUCUUCAAUAGGGGUCAAGUCACGUGCUUAUACAGAACCUGCGCCAUACUCGGUAGAUGGAUCUUCAGUGGGUGGACUUUCGUUACCUCCAUUCAGACAUAACAAGUAGAGGUACAAUCAACACCACACACCUUUUUCCUCAUGGACGUUUAAUAGUUUCCCAACUUUGGUAGCCUAAUAUUUGUAUUUCGAAUAUUUUCUAUCUGGUCAAGUAAACGCUUGUUCACUGAAGCGCAGUACAUGCUUUUUUAUUAAUAUGGAAAUUAACAGGAAUUUUAUAUAAGAAUUAUAAAUUUAUUAAUUUUACAUAAGUUUGAUUUAAACAAUCUAUUUAUAAUUAUCAUAAAUGUCGUCAAAGUUGUGUUAUUUCACCUAUUUUCAACUAUAGUAUUUUUUUGUUUGUUUCUAUUGAAUACAAUAUUAAUUAUGUUA